AUGUCGUCAUUGGUGGCUGAUUUGAAACAUACCCAAGAGUUCCUCGAGGGACAGCGAAAGCUUUUGGCGCCUGAUCAGUUCCGGGUGAUCGUCGGUAAGCAGAGUUCUACUUGGUGCUCUCGCUUCAGGUCUUCAAAGAUCUCACCUUCAGAUUGCGCCACUGUUACUGGCAUCCUUGUAUCAGGGCCAUGGAAUGAAGAACAGAAGGGUGCGUUGGGCAACGCGCUUUCCGAGAGCAUGAUGGGUACUGAAGGACCUGCUCCGCGUCGACCUGCGCAGGAGCUUAAGAGCUUUCCAUGCUAUAUCACUCCCAACGAUGCCAAGGUCCUGAGAUCCGAUGUGCAUAACAUGGUGAAGUUGAGCUGCGUCGUGGAUCGCUGCGUCAACUUGUCCUUGCACCUUCCCAACACCGCCACAGUGAAGCACAUCGUUGGGUGCAUGGUGGAAGGCUUCGAGGGAUUGGGGCACAAGAUUCCUGUACGAAAGACGAAUUCCCAAGUUCGAGACCAAAGCGCGACGGGCGCCAUGAACACGAAUAUGGAGAGUUGGCAGCAGAUGAUGAUGCAGUGCAUGGCCAUGAUGCGAGGGCAGCUGCAGACGCAGGACACGCCUGCAGGCUUUCAAAUCUUUGACAAUCGGAGGAAAAGACAAAAGAUGCUGACUGGAGGGGAGAGUCCCGCGGAGGCUGCAUCUUCAGGGGCACACGCGAGCGCGCAGUUGGCCCUUCCAGCUCCAGCUGCACCAUCCAAGCCAGAAAUUGCCCUUCCAGCUGCACCGUCCAAGCCAGAAAUGGCCAUUCCAGCAGCUGUGCCCUCAGUUGAGGCCACUCCAGCAGGUGCAGCUGAAGAUCCAGAUCCGGCCAUGCUUUUGUCCAUGGAGGCUGUGAGGACGGCUUGCAAAGAAAGGGAAAAGGAAAAGAAGGCAGAGGCUGCCAAGGCAGCUGCUGAGGCUGAAGAGGCGGAGGGAGGUGGAGACAAGGCCAAGUCAAAAAAGACCCCCAAGAACAAGGCGGUCAAGCCAAAAGCCAAACCAGAAUUGAAGUCCAAGUCUGAAGAUGAUUUCAAGACGCCGCGGCGCGGUCGACCUGUGCCCAAGGAGCAGCCUGAGUCGGCUGAAAAGGCUGCGGUUCCCAAGAAAGGUGAUGGCACCUUCUUUUGGAAGGCCGGAAAAGUCCACAGAAACGAUACCUCAGGCCAUUGGCGAUGCUUCAAACAUCGCAGUGACAAAACCGACAAGAAGAUCAAGAUCGGCAAGACCGCGGACGAAGAGAAGGCAAGCUUUGUGCGCGCCUUGAAGUGGAUCGAGGAAGACUGA
Molecule: messenger RNA, 1314 nt
Organism: Durusdinium trenchii
Lineage: Eukaryota; Dinophyceae; Suessiales; Symbiodiniaceae
Source: the annotation of a GenBank genome assembly